Molecule: messenger RNA, 5331 nt
Organism: Apus apus (common swift)
Lineage: Eukaryota; Metazoa; Chordata; Aves; Apodiformes; Apodidae
Gene: ZNF592
Product: zinc finger protein 592
Exons: 10
Coding region: 197-4060 (1287 amino acids)
Source: RefSeq, a predicted model, not a curated record
UGGUGCCCGGUUCUGGGUGAGGCCUGCGCGGGGCCGCGGCGGCGGCGGGGCCCUUCUGAAGGAGCCGCCUGCGUGGGUGGCAGCUUUUAAGCUCCUUCUUGAACAGUAUGUUCCACGCUGGUUUGAAAGCUGCAGAAGAGCAACUGCAGAUCUCCAGAAGUCCCCAGGAAUAGCACUGCUAGCAAAAGCUUUCAUCAUGGGGGACAUGAAAACCCCAGACUUUGAUGACCUGUUGGCUGCUUUUGACAUCCCUGAUCCAACCAGCCUUGAUGCCAAGGAGACCAUCCCAUCAGCUGGGGAGGAGAAUGAGAAUCAACUGAAGUCAUCGGGAAUCUGCAUAGAUGAGAAUGUGUCCUUAUCUCACUCUUUGCCUCCCUCUGAUGCUCCUGUUGUGAGUGUGAUAGUGAAGAACACAAGUCGCCAGGAGUCCUUUGAAGCAGAAAAGGAGGGGAGCCACCUUGGGACUAGUCUGCUACACAACGGGUUUCGUGCGUCCGAUCUGCUGCCGGAGGCUCACGCUUUAGGGCAUAAUUAUGGCAAAUUUGAGUCAACUUUUAUUAAUGGUGACAGCUCAAGAAGUUACUCUGAUAAACUGGACCAGUCCAAGUCAGAGCCUUUGCCAACGUUUAGUCAGUUUAGCCCGAUUUCCAGCCCUGAACCAGAGGAUGCGUUCAAAGAGAACAGUAUCGCUGAUAAACCUAAGCAUGCCCAAACUCCGUAUUUUCCACCACCUUCAAUGUAUAUACCCACAGGAGCUUCAGUACUAGAUCAUCUUAGGAGGGUACCAGAGCCUGAAUUAAGCAUGUUUGAUCAAUACUGUAAAAAGGAACAAAAGAUGGAAAUCCAUUGCCAGUCAGAGAGUAGGCUGGAAAUGAGCAGAAGAGAACAAGACAAAGCACCGGAGAGGUUUGUGGAGUCAAGCAAGGACUUGGUGGAUACCAGUAGCUUUCUUGGAGAAGGCCUGGUAUUUGGAGACCUCCCUCACAAUAAUUUAGGAGAAAUUAAGGGGUCUGUGCCUGAGCUGAACAUGUCUUCUUCGGUACCACCUCGCCAGAGAUUGAAGCCAAGUCAUUCAAAGUUGUCAUCCUGCGUGGCAGCGUUAGUAGCCCUUCAAGCCAAAAAGGUUGCAUGUAUUCCAAGAAGCGAUCAGCCAAACCUUACCAAGGAACCUGGUGCUUUUAAAGAUGGGACAAAGGGAAGUCCAAAAAUGCCCAAGUCACCAAAGAGUCCCCGAAGCCCCUUAGAGGUGGUGAGGAAGGCGAACAAGCAGCCUGAGAGUCCUCGAAGUGUGUGCAGUGACAGCAGUGGGAAAGGCUCUCCCUCCAUGACAGCUGGCUCUCCACCAGCUAUUCCCAAAGUUAGAAUAAAGACUAUAAAGACAUCCUCUGGUGAAAUUAAAAGAACUGUAACUAGAAUUUUGCCAGAAAAUGAUGAGUUGGGCAAAUCUUCAGAAGAGUCUCCUGUGGAAACCUCCUCAUCUGUGGAAGAAUUUAUUAAAUGUUUCCCAUCCCCUGACACUAGUAUGGUUAUGGAAAGUGAGGGUAGCAAGAAUUCAACCAAAAAUGGGGCUGCUGUGGCUAUCCAGCUGUCAAACAUAGCCGGUCCUUAUGCAGAUGCUAUGAAAACAGAUACUGCUGCAAACAGCAUGUGCACUGUGUCUUUGUCUCCACUGCCGAACUGCAGCAGCGGUGCCGUAAAAGUAGGUGGUAAGAGGCAGCAGCAGCAAGAUGUCAUGAUGCAACCAUCCAGCACGGCCACCUCUGGCCUUCUCCCCAAAGCCCUACACUUGGCAAACCUCAACUUAGUCCCGCACAGUGUUGCUGCUUCUGUCACAGCAAAGUCCUCCGCACAGAGGCGGAAUCAGCCUCAGGUGACACAGAUGUCUGUGCCACUGGUGCACCAAGUCAAGAAAGCUGCUCCCAUCGUCGUGGAGGCGUUCAACAAAGUACUGCAUAGUGCCAACCCGGUGCCAGUCUAUACUCCAAACCUGAGCCCUCCACCUGACACCAAUAUUAAUUUACCUGCCUCUGGGUAUUGUUGCCUGGAAUGUGGGGACUCUUUUGCCCUAGAGAAGAGCCUGACUCAUCACUAUAGCAGACGAAGUGUUCAUAUCGAAGUCAUGUGUACUCAGUGUUCAACUAUGCUACUUUUUUUUAACAAGUGUAGCUUGCUGAAACAUGCAAGAGAUCAUAAGAGCAAAGGAUUUAUCAUGCAGUGUUCUCAGCUGCUAAUGAAACCUAUUUCCUUAGACCAAAUGUUUUCAUCUUCUCCUCCAAGCUCUUCAGCCUCUCUGGCUCCUCAGACUUUGCACUCACCCUCUCCUUCACCUAAGAGUAGUGCUGCUCUGAGAGGUGGGGUCGGACCUUCUGCUAGCACUCAGCCAGCAAUGCCUCUCCACACAGACCCAUUGAGACUAAUCCGCCAUGGACUGAAAUGUUUGGAGUGUAACAAGCAGGUACAGGAUUACGUUGAUUUAGCAGCUCAUUACCAGAGAACCUCAGAAGAUAAUGAGAGACUGACGUGUCAAGUGUGCCAGAUGAUGCUGCCCAACCAGUGCAGUUACUGUGCCCACCAGAGGAUUCAUGCUCACAAGUCUCCCUACUGCUGCCCAGAGUGCGGAGCCGUCUGCCGCUCGGCCUAUUUCCAGAGCCAUGUGAAGGAGAACUGCCUGCAUUACUCCCGAAAAGUUGCCUUCAGGUGCAUCCAUUGUGGAGUUGUCCUCAUGACUCUUGGCAUGCUGAAGGUACACAUCCAGGAGAAACACUGCGAAGUCUUCCACAAAUGUUCUUUUUGCCCAAUGGCCUUCAAGUCGGCCGACGGCACCACAGCUCACAUGACCAGCCAGCACCCAGAUGCAUCGCACAAGACUACUCAGGUCAUCUACAAAUGUUCUUGUGAGAUGGUCUUUAACAGGAAGAAACUGUUUCAAGAGCACUUCCAUAAAAACACCAAGAAGUUGUUAGUGGCAGUGUUUAAGUGCCUACAGUGUCAGCUGGUGUAUAUGCAGAAACAGCAGUUAAUGCAGCAUGUUAAGGGUGUUCAUGGAGUCCCCCACAAUCCUGAGGAGCUCUCUGACUUUCAACAGAAAUCUGAGAAGGCCUCAAGGAACAAGGUUCAUACCCCACCAAAGGAGCUGUCGGUAGCGAAUGGGACUUCCCACUCCCCUCUGCAGAGGAAGGACACGAGGAUGGAAGGACACAAUCCUGAAGCCAAGUCCAGACUGAGAACUGGUUGGACUUGCAAGGAAUGUUCACAGUGGAUCCCCGAUCGGGAAACCUAUGUGUCCCACAUGAAGGGAAAUCAUGGAAGGUCUCUGAAGAGAUACCCCUGUCGACAGUGUGAACGCUCAUUUGAUGCCUCCAACAGUCUGCGCAGACACAUCCGCAAUAACCACGACACAGCAAAGACAGUUUAUACUUGUUGGUACUGCACAGAUGAAAAUCAGACAUUUCCUCAGCCGUUCAUGCUGGAAAAUCACAUCAGCCUCGUGCAUGGCAUCAGAAACCCAGACUUAUCCCAGAUGGCCCAAGCAGAAGCUCCAGAGAGAGACACAGCAGAAGCAAAAUCUCCAAAGAGAAUGGCAAUGGACGAGCUGGGUCAGGCAGAGACCACAGUGGGUUCAGAUGAGCCACCAGCCAAAAAACUGAAAGCGCCCUGGAAAUGUGCGAAAUGCGGCUUCGCGACGGACGUCAGCUCGGAGUUCCAGGAGCACAUCCCUGGGCACAAGACAGACAGCUCCACCUAUCAGUGCUUGCUCUGUGGCUUGUGCUACACCUCUCACCUCUCUCUGAACAGACACCUCUUCAUUGUUCAUAAAGUAAAAUAUGAGGAGGAGGAGGAAGAGGAGGAGGAUGAUGAAAGGGAGAAGUUUCAAAGGGAGACGAGUGAAAAUGGACACAAGGGGUAUAAUGGUGAGAUGAACACUACGGUGGAAAAAGACAACCUGAAAUGCAAAGAGUAUAAAAGUGACUCAGCUCUUUGUGAACACAGUCAGACGUGUGGCGUGGAGGAUCCUCAUAGCACCUCACAGAACAAUCAUUUGAAGUCUCUUAAGACUUAAAACCCCCCUUUUGGUCAGUCAGGGGGUUUUUGUUGGGUUUUUUUUAAAUGAAAAUACGGGGCGGGGAUGGGGCAAAUCUUUGAACUAUUAUGUUGAUUUUUUGGGGUGGACAUUGCUUUCCGUUAACUUCUAUUUGUAAGGGAAAUUUAAAAAAGAAAAAAACCAAACCCUGCUAUUGCAUCCUACACACUAAUUCCCUGCCAGACCAGAGGGGUGAAAAGGGAAAGCAGGGCACAAAUCCUUGCUGGAACUUGUCCAACUCCUGAGGAUCAAGGAGCACUUUCUGCAGCUGCAGUUUCCUUAAGAUGAGUUCUUGAGCUCUCUUUUGAGUGUGCAUUGCCUCAGCUGCAGCCCAGAGCCCCAGCCUUGCCUUCCCUAUCUCACUUUCUCCUCCUAUUUAUGGCUUCUUUUUUUCUCUUUCCAUCCUGCCUUUGUUUUACUUAUUUUAAGUCUUAACAAUGCCUCAACAGGACACACGUGUCAGGACGGUGCUGGCCCAUCUGAGAUCUUCUGUGUUAGCAUGGAAUAGGUUCAAGCUGUUAAAUGACACUGAUUUUUCUUGAAUUGCCUGUAUAACCACCUUAUUUUCUAAAAGGCAAUUUAAGGAAGUGCCUUGAACCUGAGUAACCCUGAAGAACUUUGUAGCCCCUGUCCUCUGAGCACAUCCAGGAGGGCCUGGUGCCCCCUGGGGCCUCGCUGGCUGCCGUGGAGCUGCUGGAAGUUGUACCCAGGCCGGGUGCUUGGUGCCUCGUUCCGCCGGGCAGCUCGGGCAGCACGUUGGCGCCGUUCCCAGAAGGGGGAAACGUCCCCGGGCCCGUCCCGCGCCGUGCGGGUGUCCGGCCGUGCGGGCUGCGGGGCCGGCCCCUCCUCCCUCCGCGGCCCCGUUACCCGCACCCGGGAGACGCUUCUUCCCGCGUCGUCAUAACUGACCCGUCCCGCACUUGUUCCCCUCCCACAAAUCGCUACGUGUUAAUAUAAUUCUCUCCUAUGCCAUUAUUUUUUAUUCUGUUGAGCCAGAACCCUACUCGUUAUUGUUUACUAUGAUGAUGUUUAAAUAAUUUAAGAACUAUUUAUCUUAACUCCGUUCAGAUCGCUCACCUCCUCGUCUCCGCGUGUUUGACGUUUGGACCGGGAUUCCUGGGGGGGGCGGGGGGCCCGGGGGGCAGCAGGGCCCACUCCCCAGCCCCCACCCCACUGUUUAACCCGCAGCGGCGUCUGUGCCUUUGCUAUGAUGUUUACUUCCAAGUAUUGCAAAUAAAAAGCAUCCAAGG